Molecule: messenger RNA, 309 nt
Organism: Penicillium atrosanguineum
Lineage: Eukaryota; Fungi; Ascomycota; Eurotiomycetes; Eurotiales; Aspergillaceae
Exons: 1
Coding region: 1-309 (102 amino acids)
Molecular function (GO): arylformamidase activity
Source: RefSeq, a predicted model, not a curated record
AUGACUCCAUGGGACACACACCAGCCGAUGGUUGCAGGUGAUACCACAUUCCGCACCGCUUCCUAUUAUAUCUCAAUGUCCGACCAUUCAGGCACGCAUGUUGAUGCUCCGAAACAUUUUGACCCGGCCCUGGAUGCCCUUUCUGUGGAUGAAAUGCCAUUGAGCGAAUUCUAUACCGAAGGUAUCUGCCUAGAUCUCAGUCAUGCGGAACUCGGCGCAGCUAUUGGCAUUGAGGAAAUGGAAUUUGCCCUCCUUGCUUCUAGGCAAGAAAUAAAGCAAGAUGACACAGUAUUAUUGUAUAUGGCGUGA